Molecule: messenger RNA, 816 nt
Organism: Argentina anserina (silverweed cinquefoil)
Lineage: Eukaryota; Viridiplantae; Streptophyta; Magnoliopsida; Rosales; Rosaceae
Product: transmembrane emp24 domain-containing protein p24delta9-like
Exons: 4
Coding region: 73-711 (212 amino acids)
Biological process (GO): endoplasmic reticulum to Golgi vesicle-mediated transport; Golgi organization; intracellular protein transport
Cellular component (GO): Golgi apparatus; endoplasmic reticulum-Golgi intermediate compartment; COPII-coated ER to Golgi transport vesicle
Source: RefSeq, a predicted model, not a curated record
UCUUCUGCAGAUUCCAGUUUUCGCUGCGAGGAGAACACGAAGAAACCCCUUCUCUUCGGAUUUCAGUGAAAAAUGGUUGAAUUGCGUUUACUAGUUGCUCUGAUCCUCCUAGGGUUUCUGUUCUCCGCAUCGGAAGCGCUCCGGUUCGAGCUCCAAUCGGGUCACACCAAAUGCAUCGUCGAAGACAUGAAGGCCAAUGCCAUGACCGUCGGGAAAUACUCCGUCAUCAACCCCGACGAGGCCCAGCCUAUGCCGCCGUCGCACAAGCUCACCGUCCGGGUGACAUCGAGCCAUGGGAAUAACCAUCACUACUCGGAGCUCGUUGAAUCGGGUCACUUUGCUUUUCACGCGGUGGAGGCCGGGGACUAUAUGGCGUGUUUUUGGGCGCCGGAUCACAAGCCACAGACGACGUUGACGGUCGAGUUUGACUGGAAGACCGGCGUGGCGGCCAAGGACUGGGGUAAUGUGGCUAAGAAGGGCUCCGUCGAUGUCAUGGAGUUAGAGCUCAAAAAAUUGUUCGACACUGUCACUUCCAUCCAUGAGGAGAUGAUGUAUCUCCGUGAACGGGAAUCUGAAAUGCAGGAUCUGAAUAUAGAAACCAACUCCAAAAUGGCCUGGUUGAGCCUUCUUUCACUAGUCCUCUGCUUGUCGGUAGCAGGUCUGCAAUGGUGGCACUUGAAGACAUUUUUCCAGAAAAAGAAGCUAAUUUGAUUUUGUGCCAGAGAAUUUCAAUUUUAUCUUUGUAACAUAUUUCAAAGAAUAUUUGUACGUCAUCACAUUUUUAGUUGAGGAAGGACAAUUUAAUGUUCCCUAUAC